This is a messenger RNA of Ostertagia ostertagi, 444 nucleotides long. Lineage: Eukaryota; Metazoa; Nematoda; Chromadorea; Rhabditida; Trichostrongylidae. The record is from the annotation of a GenBank genome assembly.
AUGUACACCUACUUCUGGGACAAAGGGAAAGUUUAUCUCGUAUUGGAAUAUGCACAAGGUGGUGAGAUGUACAAGCUCUUGAAGAAGAGGAAUCGCUUUGAUGAAACCACUGCUGCAGUGUACAUGUAUCAGGUGGCAGAUGCAUUGAAAUAUUGCCAUGAGAAGAAGGUCAUCCAUAGAGAUAUAAAACCAGAGAACUUACUUAUUGGCUUCGAUGGAGAGCUUAAGAUUGCCGACUUUGGAUGGAGUGUUCAUGCGCCACAAAAGAAACGUCAGACGAUGUGUGGAACCUUAGAUUACUUGCCGCCGGAAAUAGUCUUGGGAGAGGAACACAAAGAACAGGUGGAUAUUUGGUCCAUUGGCGUGCUGUGUUAUGAAUUCCUAGUCGGCACACCUCCGUUUGAGCAUGAGGAUUCUGCUAGUACGUAUAGGGCUAUUAACGAU